Hymenoscyphus albidus is the source of this 1322-nucleotide messenger RNA. The record is from the annotation of a GenBank genome assembly. NCBI's taxonomy places the organism in Eukaryota, Fungi, Ascomycota, Leotiomycetes, Helotiales, Helotiaceae.
GCAUUCUACCCGACAGUAUUUCCACCUCACCUGAUUUCAUCUUCUGCACCAUACCCCACAGAAGCAUUUCACCUCUACAUUUCGAUCGAGCUACACCGAUUGCUAACCAUCACACAUAUCGCAUUAGCAAUUUCAAUUUAUUUUCAAUUCCCGUAGGGAUUUCUUCCCACAUAGGAGGGGCACAUACUCGGAUGACAUUCGGAGACUUUUCGGGAUGACGUUUCCGUGCUUGGGACAGGGAUGUAUAUAUAUACCCCACCUGCUCCUUCCUUCAACUUCUUAUCAUCACUUCCUCCUCUCGGUUGAUACCCAAUUGCCUCUUCAAUUAUCGCUCCUCGUCGAUUGCACUUCUACAAGCCUAGAGAGAAAGAAAAAGAAAAGGGAAUAAAGCAACAAUGGCGGAAAGAACACUUGCCACUCUCGAUGUAAGUCAGUUAGUUGCACUAACCCCGCAAUUUUAUUCCAGUUACUAUGUCUGCAAACAAGAAUAACCAGAACGAAAUCGUUGAAAACAUCUUCUUAUAAUCCCCAAUCACAAUAUCUCAUUAAUUUUCCCUCCAAAACUGACCCAAGAAAACCCGCAUUAGUCCUCAAUCAUCUCCCGCCUCCCCUCCUCCUCCCAAAUCCUCUUCCACGCAAAAACCCAACAAAACCUCACCUUCUCCUCCCUCGCCACCUCCCUAGGCCGUUCCGAAGUCGCCAUAGCCGCAUUAUUCUAUGGACAAGCCACGGCAUUCCCCGAAGACAUCAAGACCCUCUCCUCGCUCCUCAAGCUCGAAGAAAGCAUCCUUAAAAGCGAAUUGGAACAAGGCUUUCCCGACCGAGGAAGAGCAGGCCCUAUGCCACCCACAGAACCACUCAUCUAUAGAUUGUAUGAGAUUGUGCAGAAUUAUGGGUAUGCGUAUAAGGCGGUGCUGAAUGAGAAGUUUGGGGAUGGGAUUAUGAGUGCAAUUAGUUUUAGUACGAAGGUGGAGAAGGAGGUUGAUGAGCAGGGGACUUGGGCGGUUAUUACGCUUAGGGGGAAGUGGUGAGUCCUUUUCUUCUUCUGCUUUUUUUUGUCUCGCUUUUCUUUGUGUUUUUGAUGGGGUUCUUGGAUUGGAUUUCUGGGUUUGUAGGAUGAGAGAGGGGACUUUUGAUGACGUGACACAGGACUGAUAAUUUAAUUUUCAAUAGGCUUCCUUUUACGCGCUUCUAAAGGAGUCCGUCGGACCUUGGUAUGACGAGCAUGCAAAUGGAAUGCUGGGUCUACUUUGAUACUGUAGUGAACGAGGAUGGGUGUGGUGAGAAUAGAGGGGUACUGGAUGGAUGUUUUGAUAUGAUUU